This is a messenger RNA of Protopolystoma xenopodis, 402 nucleotides long. The record is from the annotation of a GenBank genome assembly. NCBI's taxonomy places the organism in Eukaryota, Metazoa, Platyhelminthes, Monogenea, Polystomatidea, Polystomatidae.
AUGGAGAAAUUAGACAGAAUUAACCUCCUAGCAACUCGUCUCGCAUUGCAGGUCAACUUGCCAGCCUAUCUGGGCAGUUGCCGUGCCAGCAGGAGUCAACUGUCGCAGCUCAUCUCCGGCCUAAGGCUGCUGCUGUCCGACGCAUGGGAAGGUGGGCCCGAGUUCGCAGUGCUCGUCGAGCAGAUGCGCGGCCUUUUGAUGCGUCUACCGAGGCCGGAGAGGCAGUCGGUGCGCAGAGCAGAGCAGUCGGUCGACUCGGCCGGACUGACGGGACUCGGAGCAAAGCACGAGGCUUCCGGCGGACCGAAGCAACGGUACAGCAAAGUCUCGCUCUCGGGAGAAGAAGAGCAGACGACCAAUCAGAUUCUCUCGGCGGAAGCCAAUCCCAUGUCAGGUGAGUAG